AGAAACACGUAUUGUCAAGUUCCUUAAUCCAGUGAUAGACUACGUUACAGUAACACGUAUGUAUAUAGCCUCGGACUGACCUGGGUCUGCAGAUGCCAUCAUGGAUGUUCUUCUGACUGCAGUCCUGGCCUGUUUUCUCCACGUGUCAGUCGGGAACCUCCCUCCAUCCAUCGACUGCCCGCAGUCGUUUACUAAGUUGGUGAAGCCGGGUCAAGGGUCAGCCACUGUCACCUGGGAAGUACCGAUCGCCAGCGACCCCGAACAGGGGAAAGUCAUUCCGACGUUGAACAAGUUCUCGCCGAGCCCUGGUUCCAUGCUGACUGUAGGUACCCACAUCGUCAAGUACACUGCGGCCGACAAGGAGGGCAGGAGUGACCACUGUACAUUCACCAUCACAGUGGAAGGUGCGCAGUGCCUGAGUAUUGGUGACAUCCGGCACGGCCGGACCACGUGCAACCAGGGAGCGCGGUACGGGGAGAAGUGCAGCGUGGUGUGCGACUCCGGCUACGAGGUGCUAGCGGACAACUCCUUUACGUGUUUGAGGGAUGGCAGAUACGACAAGCCGGCGCCUGUCUGUGAAGAGAUUGGUUUCUACACCCUGCUGUGCCGGAACAUCACGUCAUCGAGGGCAUCAACCUUUCUCAAAUCAGCAGAGAAGAACUUCCAACUUGUUUUCGAACAGUUACAAUCGCGAGGGUACAUUCCCAUAUAUAAGUCCAUGGAGUUCGCAAAGAAAAUGUGCCAGAACGCAGACAACUCCAACCACGGGGUGUGUGUCUACUUGCGGCGCUUGGCGCUAUUUGAGAAACUGAAGGAAGACAUAAAGACACUUCCGGUGACCAACUCUCGUAGAGGUGACGAUGACGACGUCGACAACUUGAUCCAGUACACGUACCGUCGUCUUAUGACGCUACAUCCUGAGAUUCAUCGGUUCUGUGACGACACCAACUUUAUCAACGGCCUCUACGACGAUUUUCCAAAUGUUCAGAGAAUUCAUGAUAAAAACAAAUAUCAACGCAUACUUGGGCAGAUAUUCUCAGAAAAUCUGACGUUUGAUGUUCUGCAGUCAGAGGCUUAUACGUUAUGUAGCCCGGAUCAUGAGGGGCCCGACUGUCUAUUGAGAGACGUUUUACAAUUAAUAGAACGUGCCAAGAGGUUUAUUGCACAUCAAGAAAAGAUAGGGAGAUGGGAUGAUGAAGACGUUAAUCAUUAUUUCAAUGCUCUGACAUUUAGUUCAAUCCUUCUCAAGUGGAAAUACCAUGGUCGAGUCAAUGCCAUACAACCUCACAACACAACAGUUCAACAAGCAGUCAUCACACAGAUCAUCAGAGCAGUGGCAAUGUACAUUGAUGAUGGCGCAGACGAGAAGUUGGAGAUUCUGAUGUCGAUGUUUCCAUACUUCAACACAGACAAGAUAUGUAACAGUGGGAAGAUGUGCUUGUUCUGGAGAGUAGUUGACCAAACCAGAGUCUACAUCAAGUCUCGCCAACCGGCGACAGGUAAAGGUGUCAAAGUGCUUUUGUUGAACACCGACCUUGACCUUCGAGAGUUCCUCAGACAGAAACAGAUGGAGAGGGUUCUUCAGUUCCUAGGCGACCAGGAGUAUAACCUGGUGGCAGUUGCAGACGACUUAAAGAAUGAAUUUAGCAAGGUCAUCAACCAGCGAUUUUAUGAGCUCAAAACAUACUUUAAAAAGAUUCACAGUUUUAGUGCUGCAAAAGCUAAAGCCGAUUUGAUAGUUUUCCAUCAGUUAAAUAACCUGACACAAUCAGCAAGAACUCUAGCACCUGAGAUAGACUCAGACAUUUCGAUAGUAAUUGGUUUCAUGAUGACAUCUGCUGCCUUAGAAGUGACUGAGAAAACUAUUAAGUUCGCCGUAGUUAUGGCUGAAAGUUGCAAUCCCUUGAAGGCAGCGACCGAUUCUUCUGUGUCUGAUGUCAUGGAUGCGACGGCUGAGUUGGCGAACGCCGUAGCAACGCUAGGAUCAGCUACAAGGCUAGUUAUCGCCAUACAUGCCCUUAGGGGGCACAUCAAUCGCGUCAGAAAUGGGUUUGCGAAAAAUAAAGAAUUUAUUGGCGAUAUGAAAACUAUAAUGGAAUCAAUAACUCAAGACAAAAAGCCGGACGACUUUGAGGCUGCUAAGGACAGAUUUUUGAAAAAGUAUAAUGAUUACGUACCUGCAGUUACUAAACCAGAUGUUACUGAAAUGGCUGUUUACUUUAAUAAGGUUCUUGAAGAAGCAUGUAAGAUCAUCGAGGGUUCCUCUACCUCUCUGGCUGCAGCACCCAAAGCAUUCAUAGGUUCAAAUGGCCUAUGCUGGACAACCGCAGUGAAAAUUGAAAAGUUAGUAUCUACGCUUGAAUCUAUCUAUGACAAACAGUAUGAGCUGGUUGAAGUGUUAGCUCAAAACGUCCAGUCUCAAGUGGCCAUGAAGGCUGCUGAUGGCAUAGUGGCUGAUUACGACGCCAUAGCGGGAAGUAAUGGGCAAGAUGAAGAUGUUUUGGAGAGUCUCCGCCAGGUGUCGGGGAUGUCGUACGUGUGCUACAGAAUCAUGGUCCUUCAAGUGAUAAGGAUGUAUUGUGACGAGCUGCAGUACAAGGCAGGGGGUGUUAGGCCCCAUGUAUGUAAAGAUGCGGGAACGGACAUUUCAACUCUGUUGGCAUACAAAGAACCACCUUGCUCUUCAAGAGGUCUCGAGUUCCAGACCGUUUCCGGAAGGAAAACAAGGCGCGGAGACACUGCAUUCAUGAGUAUUUCCAAAUUGUAUUCAGGCCAAGAGAUUAGCUUCAGAAUUCCUAACAGCAGGUGGUUGUAUAAAGCUGGGUGGAUUACCAAAGCUGAUCUGACAGCCGUGAUCUAUGUUUCUGGUUUCGAAGUAUACUUGCCAUCUGAGGUCCGCUACCGUCGGGACAUCCGGGUCCAUGUUGAGGUCGAUGGUGAGAACGAGUUAGUCCCGGGGGGCACAAGGUAUACCAUCAACCCAUCGCGACCCAUGGUGUUUGAGUACAAGGUCGGACAUGGAGUGAACUGCCGACAGCACCGGGGCUAUGACAACCCCUACACAACCUGCCACACCAACAAGAUCCCUGAUGUAUGCCCCAAAACAGAAUACUCCUGUUUUGUGGAUGGAGGAGAUAGGGUCCUGCACCCAUCUAUUUUCUCCCGUUUCAAAAUACGUGUAAACGGGUAUGAGGAUCUCCCUGGUCCGAACUCAACAACGCCAGUACCAGUCAAGGUGGCUGUGCGAACCUGUGUGUUCAUACCGUCAAGGAGUGAUCAGCAGUUUCAGGAUCACUUCCGGUAUCAGGGGCGGAAUCGAUUGCCAAGCACCUGUUGUCCAGAAGAACAGUACUGGUCCGGGCGGCAUAUGGCUUGUCGGAACUGCCCGAAAAACUCAACCGUGGCGCUCCGGGGAUAUUACUGUGAGAAGCAAGCCGAUUAGAAGACGGGUUCAACCCUAUUCUCACGAGAUGGUCCGUGGCAAUGAAAUGGUUAAUGUGUUAGUGAGGUGAAAUUGUGUUUAACCUCGCGCUCAUGAUUAUUACACUUGUCUAGCGACGUGCAUGCAUCUGGGAGUGUGUGGGGUGAUUGUACUUGUCCAGAUUAACGCCGGGUUGGAGCUACUGAGUUACUAUGCCGCAAUUUAACAUGGAUGCCCCACUCACACAUAUUAUACUCCGAGGCGAGAAGUUCUAGUUAUAUCCCCUAAACAAAAGCGCCAGAGAGGGUAACGUCUUUUGGUAUGACGCUGCCAGGGCAUCGAACCACCGAUCUUCCGCUCUCUGGCAGACGCCCUAUCUGCUAGAGUCAGAUGGUCCAUGAAGUGUAUCUCAAGUGGAGCCUCACUGCUUCUGUCCAAUGAUGGUAUCCAUAAAUACACCAAAAAUGUCAACAUCUUGAUCUAAAUGUGUAAUAAAAUAUGAGAAAAUA
Messenger RNA from Haliotis rufescens (red abalone), 3930 nucleotides. RefSeq lists its product as uncharacterized. The transcript has 5 exons. NCBI's taxonomy places the organism in Eukaryota, Metazoa, Mollusca, Gastropoda, Lepetellida, Haliotidae. Bases 101 to 3442 code for a protein of 1113 amino acids. The record is from RefSeq and is a predicted model, not a curated record.